AUAAAUUUUACCUUUUGUUUUUGGUCAAAUAUAUAUUUUAUUAUUUCAGCCGUGAUUGUAUUUUCACAGUUUGGGGUUAGCCAAUAGGCGGCGUCCCAGUAGAACUUGCUUCUUUCAUCCGCCGGCGUUAAGCCCUACUAUUUGCCAACCCCGCCGCGCCGACGAUUGCAAUCACCGUGGUAGUACCAUGGCCACUAUUUCCUCCGCCACUUCACUAUCACCCCAAUAAACGUUGGACAAUCCAUUCGACACAAAUUCCGAACCACAACAACAAUGCUAACACUCAGAUACGCGAGGCAAACCCGAGCCUUCCUCUCCCCUCCUUCCGCCGCCGCCGCCGCCAAUGCCACCGCAACGUUAUUCCUCUUCUCCUCCUCCGCUACAGAGAUUUACCCUUCUUCUCCUUCCGCAUCGACUAAUUCAAUCACAUCGAAUGGUUCCCAAUCCGAGAUGCAUCGGAACGACAUCGUUUGCUACUUCCGAGAAUGGUUCAUGUCUCGAAAGAAACCCCUUUUCGACAGCAUCUACGAAAUCCUCCGCACUCACGACGGGGCCGCCGCCGACAUAGCUCUUUCUCGCUUCAAUCUCCACCUCUCCGAAACCCUAAUUCUCGAUGUAUUGAAUUACGAGAAAAAGGACGUGCUCUCCUGCUUGAAAUUCUUCGAUUGGGCUGGUCGGCAGCCAGGUUUUCACCACACUAGAGCUACGUUUACUGCCAUUUUUCGCAUCCUAUCCAAAGCGAAGCUAAUGAGCUUAAUGUUCGAAUUUUUGCAGAACUACAUGAAACAGAGGUAUGUUCAUAAGGUCAGAUAUUACAAUAUCCUAGUCAUUGGUUAUGCUGUAGCUGGAAAACCCGAGACUGCACUCCAACUGUUUGGUAGAAUGCGAUUCGUGGGUGUGGACUUGGAUGCAUUUGCGUACCACGUGCUUAUGAACUCGCUCGUUGAGCAGGGUUAUUAUGAUGUGGUGGAGACUCUGGCGAAAGAGAUUAGAGUCCGGGGGUUUCAAAACGAGGUCACACAUUCGAUUAUGAUUAAAAGUUUCUGUAAGCAGAACGAGUUAGAGAAGGGCGCGGAAUAUUUACACAGUCUCGUGCAGGAUGAUGGGGAGCAGUUGAGUGGAAUUGCCGUGGGCACAUAUGUGGACGCCUUGUGUAAGGAUAAUCAAUUUGAGAGAGCUGCAUUAUUAGUUGAGGAGUUUCGAAAAAUGGGAUUGGUUUCAAUGGAGCAUGCCUACGGUAUGUGGAUUAGGGACCUUGUCAAGGCUGGGAAGUUGGACGGUGCUUUGGAGUUUUUGAAGGAUAAGCAGGCGAUUGAAGGGUAUGUUCCCGAUGUAUUUCGUUACAACAUGUUGAUUUGCAGGCUUUUGAGGGAGAAUAGGUUUGAGGAGGUUUAUGACAUGUUAGAAGACAUGAAAGAAAAGGAGGUGUUGCCAGAUGAUGUUACAAUGAAUGCUAUCUUGUGUUUUUUAUGCAAGGCGGGAAGAAUGGACAUUGCCAUGGACUUGUACGAUUCAAGCAAGGAGUUUGGCCUCUCUGUUAAUUGUAUGGCUUAUAAUUAUCUUAUAAAUACUCUCUUGGGAGAUGUCAGUGUUGAUGAAGCUUAUCGUGUGCUGAGGAACUCAAUAGAGCAGGGUUAUUUACCUGGGCAAAAGACCAUUUCCUUCAUCACCGAUGUUCUGUGCAGAGAAGGAAAGCUCGAUAAGUUGAAGGAGUUGGUUCUUUUUACGUUAGACCACAAUGUCAUGCCCAAUGACUUGGCGUAUGACAAGUUCAUAUCGGCUCUUUGCAGGGCCAGGAAAGUUGAAGAAGGGUACAUGGUACACGGUUUGCUGAACACGUUAAAUAAAUCGGCUCGGAAGAGUACUUACAUGGACCUGAUCAGCGGAUUUAGCAAGUCAAGUAGAGGAGAUAUUGCGGGUAGAUUACUCAUUGAAAUGCAGGAAAAGGGUUAUAGCCCAAGCAGGAGAUUGGUGAGAGAGGUAAUAGGUUGCUUAUGUAAAACAGAUAAUCCAGAGAAUCAAUUUUUCAGAUUGCUCGAGAUGCAGCUUUCCCGCUAUCGAAUGUCCGCAUCUGUUAUUUACAAUUUCUUCAUCGAUGGAGCUGGUCAUGCGCGUAAGCCUGAACUGGCAAGACAAGUAUAUGAAAUGAUGAAAAGAAGUGGUAUUAAACCAGACUUAAGGUCUGACAUCCUAGUAUUGCGAAGUUAUCUGAAUGGCAACAGAACUGCUCAGGCUUUAAAUUUAUUCCGUGAUUUGUCGAUGACAAGCUCUAAGAAGAAAUUGUGGCAUACCAUGAUUAUUGGUCUUUGCAAAGCCAAAAAGGCAGUGUAUGCAUCGCAGGUAAUGGAUAAUAUGAAGGCACACAAUUUGAUACCGAGUAUAGAAUGCUACGAGGAGCUUAUAAAGCUUUAUUGUGAUCUGGGGCAAUAUUACAAAGCAAUAGAUAUUGUCAAUGAUAUGACUCAAAUUGGUCGUCCUAUCUCUUCCUUCGUGGGGAAUGUGUUUCUAUUGCAUGCAUUAAAAAGUAGAAAACUGUACAAUGAUUGGUCUUAUUUAAGUCACGAUCAAAAUCUAACACCUGCUUGUUGGAUGUUGGGCCAUGUAAUUGGUGUGUUUUCUGGUUCUAUUGAAGGAUACCAUGAAGACGAGGAGUUGGAGAAACUGAUUCAACAGUGCUUCCGAAUAGAUAUUUACACAAACAACAUGCUUUUGAGAAGAUUAAGCAAUUUGGGGAUCGAUCGUGCUUGUAAAUUUUACGAUAGAUUGCGUGAAAAAGGGUACGAGCCAAAUAGAUGGACUUAUGAUAUAAUUGUCCAUGGUUUAGCCAAAGAUGGCCGCACAGCAGAGGCUAGAGUAUGGGUGGAAGAGAUGUUCCGUAAGGGUUUUGGCCUAACUGAGGUCACCCAAAAAAUUAUUUAACAUAGAUAAAAAAGUCAAACUGUUUCUUUGGAAGGGUAUACUGGACCACUGUGUGGCUUUCGAGAAAGCUCGGUGAGUUGUUCACUUGAUUUCCUAUUCGAAUUUUAUUAUGGAGAAGGCAAUACAGCUCUGGGGGAGGUAGAAUGCAGAUGCUGCUGUUCCGUGAUCUGGAAUUAUGUGGAGAGAGUCGGAAUCAGACUUGUAAAUAAUUCGAUCUGCGUAGAUUCAUGUGGCUACAAAUUUUCGUCCAUGAGAUUAGCGGGCACGAUGGUCGUUGGUCGAUUUUCGUCGUUUCCUGCAAGGAACAACAUCUCUGCUUCUGCUCCUGAGCUGACCUGGCCGCCAUACCUUCCAGAUUGUAAGAGAUGAUUGGACAGACUUGUGUGAAGGAAUUAGCCAAGUUUGCGAAACAAGUCUUCUACAUUACCGUUGUAGGGCAUCAAAACGAAGAUCCUUCCCCUUGUUUGCUUCACCCGACUUUCGUAUGUACAGCUGAUGCCUAAAAUUUUGAAACAUCAAAGAGCUGGGAGUUUUAAGAGGAGCCUAUAGACAAACAUGGACAUAUUACCAGUUACCAGUUAUUUAUUUAAUCGAUUUUUUUUUAUUUUUUUUUGGUGACAUUCAGGUUACGAUAAAUAAUAUCUUACAGAUGGUUCAGCAAAAUUAGCAGUAAUCACGCCGUCGGGUUAUGUCCAGAUCCCAGUUUUGUAUUAGCUGACUGAGAAAUUGAACUAAAAUUUUGGAAUUCGAUAAAUUUCAAUUUGAAA
This is a messenger RNA of Erythranthe guttata (spotted monkey flower), 3686 nucleotides long. Its product is annotated as pentatricopeptide repeat-containing protein At1g71210, mitochondrial. Gene Ontology annotation, molecular function: protein binding; mRNA binding. Gene Ontology annotation, cellular component: chloroplast. NCBI's taxonomy places the organism in Eukaryota, Viridiplantae, Streptophyta, Magnoliopsida, Lamiales, Phrymaceae. Gene Ontology annotation, biological process: chloroplast-nucleus signaling pathway; mitochondria-nucleus signaling pathway. The record is from RefSeq and is a predicted model, not a curated record.